GGAGGAGGAGGAGGAGGAGGAAAUGGAGCCUAUACUUCUCAAUUCCUCAUUUUCCUCUCCCUCAUCGUCUUCGCCAGCGGUUCUUCCUCCAGCAGCGCGAGGGACGUCAACAGCAAUGUCCUUCGUUUCAAUGACUUGCUGCCGGAAAACCCAAGGGACUACGACAAGAUGAGACCCCCGAAGAAGGAAGGGCGGCCCACUAACGUCUAUUUCCACGUCACAGUAAUGGGGAUUGACUCCAUUAACGAAAACUCUAUGACCUACGUGGCGGACAUUUUCUUCGCUCAGUCCUGGAAAGACCACAGACUGAGACUUCCAGAAAACUUAAAUUCCAGCUACAGACUGCUGGAAGUGGAGUGGCUCAAGGACAUGUGGCGGCCGGAUAGCUUCUUCAAAAACGCCAAACAGGUCACCUUCCAGACUAUGACAAUUCCGAACCACUACGUCUGGUUACACAAAGACUCCACGAUACUGUACAUGGUCAAGCUGACUCUCACGCUCUCCUGUGCCAUGAAUUACGCGAUCUACCCACACGACACUCAGGAAUGUAGAAUGCAGAUGGAGAGUCUUUCGCACACCACGGAGGAUUUGGUGUUCGACUGGGAGCCUGAGGUGCCGCUGGUGGUGGACGACAACAUAGAAUUACCACAGUUUGAUCUCGUUGGCAACCACACGGCCGACUGCACUCAGGUCUACCACACGGGAAACUUCACGUGCCUGGAAGUGGUGUUUCAAUUAAGGCGUCGUCUCGGAUACUACCUCUUCCACACCUACAUGCCCACCUGUCUCAUUGUCAUCAUGUCGUGGGUCUCGUUCUGGAUCAAACCCGAGGCGGCACCAGCGCGGGUUACUCUGGGGGUCACGUCGCUCCUAACACUGUCCACCCAGCACGCCAAGUCCCAAGAUUCUCUCCCGCCUGUGUCUUACAUCAAGAUUAUCGAUAUGUUCAUGUCAACCUGUACUGUCUUCGUGUUCCUGGCCCUGAUGGAGUACGCCCUGGUGAACAUAGUGCUUGGGGACGGUCCUGAGGUGCCCCCGAAGAACAAGAACAAGGGCGGGGCGGAAAAGCAAGGAAGGGCGGCAGGACUGAUACAGGAGUGCUCCAAGAAGGAGAACGGUCGCCUUGCUAUCUCAGCCACUCCCGCCUUCCCAACGGAACCUUUGGCAGAUCUUCCCUCCCAUCACACCUACACCCACACCCCCCUACUGCACGAGCCCCCGACCCUGCCCCCCAUGCAGCCUCUCCACUCACCCUUACCCCCUCCACACAUCCACUCUCAUCCAUUUGACCACCCACACCUGCCUCACAUCCACCACCACCACCACCUUCGCUUCCCGCCACCAGCCCCGGGGUUUGCGGAUGUGUGUCCCCCGCUCCCAACGGUUCCCCCGCCCCCACCGCCCCCAUCACGCCACCCAGGCCCGUCCCCAGCGCAGAAGAGAAGGGCUAAGGCGAUAAUGGUGGACAGGUUUUCCAGAGUGUUCUUUCCAUCAACUUUUGGACUGAUUAACGGGAUUUACUGGAUUAUUUUCUGGCUCUAUCUGUGAGCUGGAGGUCAUGGAAUACUAAUUAAGAGAGGGAAAAACAUCAACGACAAUAGAGAUAUGUCGAUAAUGUAAACCGAAUAAUGGAGAGAGAGAGAGUGUGUGUGUGUGUGUGUGUGUGUCCCGUAGAGGAAUUAAUAUAUGUUUUGAAGUAUGUAUGUAUAUUUCAAUAGUAUACAGAAUGCUGGCCAUUUAUGUAUACCAGACUAUUAGGUGUAUGAAUGUAUGAGUGUAUAGGUUAGGUUAGGUUAGGUUAGACAUGCCUCACACCCUCACACUUGUUACUACUGGUCAUUCAUUCAUGCUAUUCACCUCACUCCUGGCGCCGUCACACAGCACACAUCAUACCUUGUCCAACAGCGCCAGGUUGCUGUGCCUCGCGCCUCAUUGUCCUGCCGUCAGUUAGCGUCAGCCUCGCCGCCCGCCCCUGGUCGUCCCUGCAGCCGCUACUCAUCGCCACCCCGUCCGUCAGUACUGGGACACAUUUGUACCUUCAGAUUUGUGUAUCAUUAGACCACUUUAUUGACAUUAGGAAAGGUCUAUGGCGGUCAAAAGAUUAAUGGCCAGUUUUCACUAUUUUAAUCGCUACAUAAAUUUUUGAAGCUGUAUAAAAUCACCAAACAGUAGAAUGAAUAUGGAAACGUGUCAUGGUACUGAAGGGGUUAAAUAAAAUGUUCAUCAGGAAAAGUAAACUUGAAAUAAAUAAAUAAAACGCAAUGAAAUACAGUGGACUGUCUCGGGACGGCUGGCUGGUGGCGGGUAGGACGCUGUAAGGCUGUUGAAAUUCUUAAUUUUUUUAGAAAAGUUAAGGAAUAUGUGUAUAGAUGACGGCGCCUCAACUCCCAUAGUGAAUGCUAAAUGUGUAAAUGAACAUGCUAAGGUUAGGUUUGGUUUGGCUAGAGUACAGUCAUCAUCUAGUUGUCACUCAUCCCUGUUGCUCAUGGCUAUUUUACAUAUUCUAUUGAAAUUUAGAGAAACAAUGUGUGUACGUGUGUGUGUCCUCACCUGCCUCAAUUGCAAACACACACACACACACACACACACACACACACACACACACACACACACACA
Molecule: messenger RNA, 2616 nt
Organism: Portunus trituberculatus (swimming crab)
Lineage: Eukaryota; Metazoa; Arthropoda; Malacostraca; Decapoda; Portunidae
Product: glycine receptor subunit alpha-4-like
Exons: 10
Coding region: 169-1548 (459 amino acids)
Biological process (GO): nervous system process; chloride transmembrane transport; signal transduction
Cellular component (GO): neuron projection; membrane; synapse
Molecular function (GO): neurotransmitter receptor activity; chloride channel activity; transmembrane signaling receptor activity
Source: RefSeq, a predicted model, not a curated record